Ricinus communis (castor bean) is the source of this 1032-nucleotide messenger RNA. RefSeq lists its product as uncharacterized. The record is from RefSeq and is a predicted model, not a curated record. The coding region runs from base 252 to 728 and encodes 158 amino acids. The transcript is spliced from 2 exons. NCBI's taxonomy places the organism in Eukaryota, Viridiplantae, Streptophyta, Magnoliopsida, Malpighiales, Euphorbiaceae.
UAGAAAAACAAGGAAAAGGAGAAAAAAAAGAACCACAGUUGUUGUUUGUGCAAGCAAAGAGUAUCUUCAAACUAUCUCAUCUCUCUCUUCAUAUGUUUCUUCUACAAUUCUACGAACUCAACCAUCUCCCAAGAAUCUACUAACAAUCAUCUCGUAAUCUUGCUUUCGUCUUUGACAUAUACCAGUUCAUUAUUGUUAAUCUUUUUAUUUGUUUUUCCCAUAAACAUUAGUUAAUAUUUGGUUGGGAUGCGAUGAGAUUGUUGAGGAGGAUCGCUGGAUUUCUUGGGUUUGUGAAAGACGAAUCUAGAGACCAACCACUAGAAGAAGAAGAAAAUGACUCCCAUCAUUAUAAUCAACCUCGUUUUUCCUCCAAUUUCCAAGAAUCUGGUCUUCCCCGUAAAGGCUUCGGUGUCCCAGUUCAGGUCGCCGUCGACCGCCCUCAGCUUGGCCCACUUCUCGUCCCCUCUAGCUCCGGGGAUGGCGGCGUUCAGGGUCUGAGAUGGUAUGCAAAGCGCCUGAAGAUAGAUGAAGAUGGAGAUGUUGCCGAUGAGUUCCUUGAAGAGGUAUCGCGGGAGACAUCAUCAAGUGUUGAUAAUCAGCAUAAAUCGUUGCCUAGGUUUCAAUUCAAGUAUAAUGCCCGACCAGCUAGAAUCAAGAACCAGGUAAUUACCAACGAUGGGAAAAUUCAACAGUGUGUAGAACAUCAAGGUAGGUUGCAGUGGGUAUAAUUUUUAUUUACAGCCGAUCCAAGUUCAGGUUUGCGGGUGGAGUUUUUAAUUUGUGAAGCCGUAGCGCAUGAGAGUUUGAUAUUGGCUUAUACAAACUAAUUCUUUUAGAUUAGAUUUGUGAUGGCAUGAAUUCUGGAACCCUGCACCCAAAUUGUAUGAUGAUCCGUUACAAAUCGGUUUACUAAAAAGAUCUUCGCUUUAGACUUUCUGAUCAGAGUAACAGAUACAAGCAGACAGAUUAUUCAGGAAAUGUAUGGAUUCAUUUGUCUUAGAUCUAAAUGCCAAAAGAAUCAUGUCUUUGUAA